This is a messenger RNA of Tilletiopsis washingtonensis, 1257 nucleotides long. RefSeq lists its product as hypothetical. Lineage: Eukaryota; Fungi; Basidiomycota; Exobasidiomycetes; Entylomatales. The transcript has a single exon. The coding region runs from base 97 to 1101 and encodes 334 amino acids. The record is from RefSeq and is a predicted model, not a curated record.
GCACUCAUCGCCGAGCUGCAGCCCGCCGAGGAGUCGGAGCUGCAGCCCGGACCGCAAAAGGACCGGCUGGCACCGACGUCGCGGUCGCGCGCAUCGAUGCCGCCGUCGCCGCGCGUGCCCUCGCCCCUGUCACCGCGCGUGCGGACGUCGUCGCUCGAGGAGGUCCUGUCAGACGGGCGGUCGUCGCCGGAACUCCAAGCCGGGGCCGCAUCGUCGCUGCGGGCCGGAGCCGCAUCGCCCCUCGCCGGGUCGCCGCGGCCGCUCGCGGGCUUCCGUGCGCCGACCAUCGCCAGCGAGGCGCGCUCGCAGGCCCGGCGGGUGAGCGCCGCAAACGGCGAUGCCCCGCAAGGCUCGCCCAGCGGCGCGUCGGGCAAAGUCAUCCAGCAGCUCACUGCCGAGCUUGCCACCACAAGAGAAACGCUCGACGCCACGCGCGUGACGCUGCGCACGGCGCAGCGCAGCGCGACGGCCGGGCAGCGCACGCUCGACGACACCAAGGCCGCGCUCAUCCGCUCGCGCGCGGAAAACGAGCACGCGGCGACGAUGCUCGCGCGCAAGGACCGCACCGUCGCCGACGCCCUCGAGCGCGCGCGCAAGGCCGAGGCCGAGGCCAAGGAGCUCGGGCGUGCGAGCCGCGAGUGGGGCGCGCGCGUGCGCGAGGUCGAGGCGGAGCUCGGCGAGGAGCGGCGGCGCAAGCAAAAGGCCGAGGCCGGCUACGAGGCCAUUUCGGCGGCGUGGAAGACGACGCGCGACGCGUGGCGCACCGAGAUCGCCGCCGCCAAGGGCGAGGUGGCGGCCAAGAUCGCCGAGGGCCGCGCCGAGGUCGACGCGAUGCGCGCGCUCUUCGACCAGGCCAAGCACGAGUGGCGCAGCCGCGAGACGGAGCAGGCGAGCCUCGACGAGACGCUCGCGCGCCUGCAGGCCGAGCGCACCAAGGCCGAGGAGGUCGUCGGCACACAGGUGCGCGAGCUCGUCGAGCGCCUCGUCGCGCACGAGGCCGAGACGCGCGGGCAGGAGGAGACGCUGCGGCAGUGCGAGCAGGACGUGCAGCGCAUGAUUCGCCUGGCGCGGCAGGGCGACGUCGCCGCCGACGUCGCGUAGAGUGCGCUACAGCGGCGACCGCCUGGACUUCCCCUUUCCCUUCACGACAUGCCCCUUCAUAUGCCACCAGUCACCCCAUACCCAUCAUCAUCUCACUUUGAGAUUCGCGCGCAGUGUGUGACGAUGCCGAUACGCCGCCGCUCAGCGGCGGAUGCC